AUGAAUAGCAGAUAUUAUUUUUCACUUAGCUCUAGACUAGCUCCAAUUUUAUUUAAAACCUUUGUUCAUAAAAAUUUAAAUGGAUAUAAAAAGUUAUAUAUGUAUUCAAUUUAUAAACUUAUUUCUUCAAUACGUAUUCCUGAAUUAAAUAAAAUUUUGGAAGAAAAAAUAAGUGGUUUAAAAUUAGACCUGUCAAUAAGUGAAAUAGGCCAUGUAAUAUCUGUAGGAGAUGGUAUUGUAAGAGUGUAUGGCUUACAAAAUGUUCAAUAUGGUGAGAUGUUAGAAUUUUCUUCAGGGGUUAAGGGUAUGGCACUAAAUUUAGAAUCCGAUAAUGUUGGUGUAGUUAUUUUUGGUGAGGAUAGAGGUAUUAAAGAAGGAGAUAUUGUUAAAAGAACAAAAACUAUUGUUAAUACUCCAGUAGGAACAGGAUUAUUGGGACGUGUAGUAGAUGCUCUUGGUAAUGCAAUAGAUGGAAAAGGAGAUAUCAUUUAUUCUGAAAGACGUUUUGUUGAAGUUAAAGCUCCAGGAAUAAUACCCAGGAAAUCUGUUCAUGAACCAGUACAAACAGGUAUAAAAUGUAUAGAUAGCUUAGUCCCAAUAGGACGAGGUCAAAGAGAGGUUAUAAUUGGAGAUAGGCAAACUGGAAAAACAGCCUUAAUUAUAGAUACAAUUUUAAACCAAAAAUAUAGCUAUUAUAACUCUAAAAUAGAAGAUAAAGAUAAGAUGUAUUGUAUAUAUGUUGCUAUUGGUCAGAAACGGUCUACUGUUGCACAAAUAGUUAAACUUUUAGAAAAAAAUGAUGCUUUAAAUUAUACAAUAAUUGUAGCUGCAACAGCUUCUGAUCCUGCUCCUUUACAAUUUUUAGCUCCAUACACAGGUUGUGCUAUGGGUGAAUGGUUUCGUGAUAAUGGUAAACAUUGUAUUAUUUUUUAUGAUGAUCUUUCUAAACAGGCAGUUGCAUACCGUCAGAUGAGUUUAUUAUUGCGACGUCCACCAGGUAGAGAAGCUUAUCCAGGAGAUAUUUUCUAUAUACAUAGCCGUUUAUUAGAAAGAGCAGCUAAAAUGAGUGAUGAACGUGGAGGAGGAUCACUUACUGCUAUUCCAGUAAUUGAAACACAAGCUGGAGAUAUGUCUUCAUAUAUUCCAACAAAUAUAAUAUCAAUAACAGAUGGUCAGAUAAUGUUAGAUAGUGAAUUAUUUUAUAAGGGAAUAAGACCAGCUAUUAAUGUUGGAUUAUCUGUUAGUAGAGUUGGAUCUGCAGCUCAGUUGAAAUCUGUUAAACAAGUUAGUAAUAGCCUAAAAUUAAAUUUAGCUCAAUAUCGUGAAGUUGCAGCAUUUUCACAAUUUGGAUCUGAUUUAGAUGAAUCUACAAAAAAGUUACUUACUAGAGGAUCCACAUUAACUGAAAUUUUAAAACAAAAACAAUAUUCUCCAUUAGAAACAAGUUUACAAGUUGUUAUAAUAUAUAUUGGUAUCAAUGGAUAUAUAGAUAAUAUUAAACUCACUGAAAUCCCAAAAUUUGAAAAUUUAUUUUUUAAAUUUUUAAAAGAUAAUUAUCAAAAAGAUAUAUUAAGUCCUAUAGAAGAAGAUAAAGAACUUUCAAAAGAAGUAGAAGAAAAACUUAAGGAAGCAAUCAAUCACUUUUUUGAGCAACAUAAAUUUGAAGAAAGGAAUAAAAAGUAA
Messenger RNA from Cryptosporidium muris RN66, 1683 nucleotides. Its product is annotated as ATP synthase F1, alpha subunit, putative. The transcript has 2 exons. Lineage: Eukaryota; Apicomplexa; Conoidasida; Eucoccidiorida; Cryptosporidiidae. Gene Ontology annotation, molecular function: proton-transporting ATP synthase activity, rotational mechanism; ATP binding; ADP binding. The coding region runs from base 1 to 1683 and encodes 560 amino acids. Gene Ontology annotation, biological process: proton transmembrane transport; proton motive force-driven ATP synthesis. The record is from RefSeq and is a predicted model, not a curated record.